AUGUCUCCCUUCGAAAAUAAAGGGCUAAUACUGGGCAUAAUGGCAGGGACUGCUGGAAUAAGCCUGAUGGUGAUUUGGUACCGUAAGAUCCGAAAACCUGGGGCAGCUGUGCGUAUACCUGUGCUCCUAGAUGCAAGUAACAGGCUUAAUUCUGUGGGCUUGCAAAAUGAACCUCCUAAUGAGCAAGGAGCAGUAAUGGUUUUACAUGGAAGGCAACUGCAGAUACUAGAAAAAUUGAAUGACUUGCUAGUGAGUGUGGACGAACUGAAGAGAGAGGUAAAAUUUCUGAAAGAAGCUAUUCCAAAGCUUGAAGAGCUUGUUCGCAAGGAGCUUCAAGGGAAGGGAGAUGUUCAGAGGGUUAGCCCAUCACACAGAGCAACGAAGCGGAGAAAAGCUGAGACAGCUUCUGGUGCAGCAGAAACUACCAGCUCUGAGGAGGCAGAAAGUGAAGGAGGUUAUCUUACAGCUUAUACUGAUUCUGAAGGAGACUCUGAGGAAGAAAAGGAGUUCAAGAAAUCACCCGAUGCCAUUGCGAAAUCGGAGGACAUAGAGUUAUUUGAUUUUUUACAGCGGGUGGACAAUUUGCACAAGGGUUCAGAGGAUGACAAAAAGGAGGGCUUCAGACUGCUGCUCGAGAAAGAUGACAAGUAUGAAAACUGUGUGGACUUUCUUUGGAGACUUGCACGUGCUUAUGGAGAUCUGUUUGACAUGACUGCUGAUGCUAAUGAGAAGAGGAAAUAUGUUGCUGAUGGAAAGAUUAAAGCUGAAAAGGCUGUGCAGCUGGAUGACAGGAGUGCUGAGAGUCACCAGUGGUUUGCAAUUAUGUGUGGCUAUAUGUCUCAGUUUGAAAGUGUACAAAACAAAAUCAGGAAUGGUUAUCUCUUUAAGGAGCACCUAGACAAAGCAAUUGAACUUAAGCCUCAAGAUCCUUUUUUAUAUUACCUUAAUGGAAGAUGGUGCUAUUCAGUAGCUCAGUUGUCUUGGAUUGAAAAGAAAGUAGCUGCCACUCUCUUUGGGACUCCACCAACUUCAACAGUAGAAGAAGCAUUGCAGAAUUUCCUUAAGGCAGAAGAAAUGCAUCCAGGAUAUUCCAAAUACAAUUAUGUGUAUUUGGCAAAGUGCUAUAAAGAUCUUGGCCAGAAAAACAAUGCACUGAAGUACUGUGAUUCUGCACUGUCGAUUCUUUCAGUUACUAAUGAGCAUGACACACCUCUUGGUCUGGAAGGACUCUUUCCAAAGGAUAAAGAGGCCCAGAAAGACUUAGAGGCUUUACUUCUCACACUGAAGCUGUGA
Molecule: messenger RNA, 1293 nt
Organism: Nestor notabilis (Kea)
Lineage: Eukaryota; Metazoa; Chordata; Aves; Psittaciformes; Psittacidae
Gene: RMDN2
Product: regulator of microtubule dynamics 2
Exons: 11
Coding region: 1-1293 (430 amino acids)
Cellular component (GO): mitotic spindle pole; cytoplasm; spindle microtubule
Molecular function (GO): microtubule binding
Source: RefSeq, a predicted model, not a curated record